Molecule: messenger RNA, 1158 nt
Organism: Radiomyces spectabilis
Lineage: Eukaryota; Fungi; Mucoromycota; Mucoromycetes; Mucorales; Radiomycetaceae
Product: serine hydrolase FSH
Exons: 6
Coding region: 79-798 (239 amino acids)
Cellular component (GO): nucleus; cytoplasm
Source: RefSeq, a predicted model, not a curated record
AUUCGGUUUCAGCUUUGAUGGACCAAAUUAGUUCCAGUGCUUUCAAGUGACCUUGUCAUUAAACACUAUACGAACAUUAUGAGCGUUCCAAGAAAAUUACGCAUUCUCUGCCUUCACGGCAUGGUUCAAAAUGCGACCGUUUUCCGAAAAAAGACGGCAGUCAUUCGCAAGAAGCUGGAUGCCAUUGCCGAGUUAGUUUAUGUCACUGCUCCUCACUUAAUUGUCGAUCCUCGAUAUACCUCGGAAGCCAUGCGUGAGGCGGCAGCUGACGCCAAUGCACCUGAAGAGUCGAAACCUUUUGGCUGGUGGCAGCCUACAUCCGAUAAUGUAUUGACCCCCGAUGGCUACUAUCAGGGAUUUAAAGAAUCACUCCAGCAUGUCAAAAACAUAUUGAUCAAAGAUGGCCCAUUUGAUGCUAUAUUUGGUUUCUCGCAAGGUGCCUGUUUGGCUGCUAUAGUGACCGAGCUAUUAGAGAACAAGGCGGUGAUGCCGGAGCUCAUGUCUCCUGACUUUGCGCACCCGCCUUUCCGAUUUGCCAUUAUCUGUGCAGGAUUCAAGCCUUUGACGCAAGAGGCCACCCAGAAAGUAUUUUCUGAGAAGAUCAAGACACCCAGUUUGCAUAUGCUCGGCGAACAAGAUACUCUGAUCACACCUGAACGGGCGAUUCUUCUGGCCGAAGCUUUUGAGAACCCGGCCAUUCUGAAGCAUGCAGGAGGCCACGUUGUGCCCAGCAAUGCUCCAAGCCGCAAUGAGCUGGUCGCCUUUGUAUCCAAAUUUACUCCCACUUCAUCCAAUUAAAGCAUAUAGAACUCGGACGAAGAAAGAAAAACAUAGACAAUGAAUACACGUCAAAAAUUCAUAGAAAAAUUGAUCAACGUUGAAUAGAACUUUCUUGCUCAUUUCCUGCAUGCGCACGGCUUUGCAUACAUUUGGAUCCUUGGGAAUUUACCACACACACAUUGAUGCCUGAACCAUCGGUUGGCCAAAUCCGCAACUGAUGGUGCCGAGGUACGGAGUUUGAAAAGAUCAAAGAUACGGCGGAGGUGUUCAAAUAAACAGUCCGCCAGUGACUUGGCAAAUUGGACGAGAAAAUUUUUUUUCGCACCGGUUUAGAUAUAAAAGCCCCACCAUGCGCUUGUUCACAGUACUUGCUCGCUU